AUGCAACCGUCAAAGAUCACCAGCCCGAUGCACUUUUCUUUUCUGGUAAGCCGACAGCUUCAAAUUCCGGAAGUACGUUGCAACAAUACUGAUCUCCCCGACCACCCCGCUUACCGCCGUUUCCCAACCCCGCCUCAAGCUGACAGCAAAGUGAAGGAUGACGAUGAUGAUGAGAGUAAAGAAUCUGAUGAUGAAGAUGAUGAUGAUGACGAAGAUGAUGAUGAUGAAGAUGAUGAAAGCAGUGAGGAAAGUUCAGAAGAAGAAAGUAGUAGUGAGGAUGAAAGAACUCCGACAGAAAGAGCCAAAGAAAAGAUUAUUAUAAACACUAAAACACUUUCUUCCUUUUUUUUCUUCUUUAUUCUUUCAUUCCUUAUUCUUCUUCUUUCUUUUCUUUUCUUUCUUUCUCUUCUUUCUUCCUUCUUUUUUUCUUUUUCCUUCUUUUUUCAUUUUUUUUUUCUCUCUUUCUUUCUUUCUUUCUUUCUUUCUUCUUUCUUUCUUCUUCUCUUUUUCAUUUUCAUUCUUUCUCUUUUCUUUCCUUCUUUCUUUUUUUCUUUCUUUCUUUCUUCUUUCUUUUCUUUUUCUUCUUCCUUCUUUUUUUCAUUUUUCUUUCUUUUCUUUCUUUUCUUUCUUUUCUUUCUUUCUUUCUUUCUUUCUUUCUUUCUUUCUUCUCUUUUUUCUUUCAUUCUUCUUUCUUUCCUUCUUCUUUUUCCUUAUUUCUUUUCUUCUUUUUUUUGUUUUCUUUUUUCCUUUUUCUUUCUUAUUUCUUUUUUUUUCUUUCUUUCUUUCUUUCUUUCUUUCUUUCUUUCUUUCUUUCUUUCUUCUCUCUUUUCGUUCAUUCUUCUUCCUUUCCCCAUCCUUCUUUUUUUCCUUAUUUCUUUUUUCUUUCUUUUCUUUUUUUUCAUUUUUCUUUUCCUUUCUUUUCUUUUUCAUUCUUUUUCCUCUCUCUCUUUUCUUUCUUUUUCUUUCUUUCUUUCUUUCUUUUUCUUUCUUUCUUUUCUUUCUUUUCUUUCAUUUUUCAUUUCUUUUUCUUUCUUUUCUUUCUUUCUUUCUUUUUCUUUUUUCUUUUUCUUUCCUUCUUUCUUCUUUCUUUCUUUCUUUUUCUUUCUUUCUUUCUUUCUUUCUUUCUUUCUUUCUUCUCUUUUCUUUCAUUCUUCUUUCUUUCCUUCCUUCUUUUUCCUUCCUUCUUUUUUCCUUAUUUCUUUUUUCUUCUUUCUUUCUUUUUUCAUUUUUCUUUCUUACUUCUUUUUUCUUCUUUCUUUCUCUCUUUCUUUCUUUCUUUCUUUCUUUCUUUCUUUCUUUCUUUCUUCUCUCUUUUCGUUCAUUCUUCUUCCUUUCCCCUUCCUUCUUUUUUUCCUUAUUUCUUUCUUCUUUCUUUCUUUUUUCUUCCUUCUUUUUUCAUUUUUCUUUCUUACUUCUUUUUUCUUCUUUCUUUCUUUCUUUCUUUCUUUCUUUCUUUCUUUCUUUCUUUUUCUUUUUCAUUCAUUCUUUCCCUUUCCUUUCUUUCUUUCCUUCCUUCCUUCCUUUCUUUCUUUCUUUUUUCUUUCUUUUUUUCUUUCUUUCCUUCUUUUUCUUCUUUUUUUAUUUCUUUCUUUCUUUCUUUCUUUCUUUCUUUCUUUCUUUCUUCUCUCUUUUCGUUCAUUCUUCUUCCUUUCCCCUUCCUUCUUUUUUCCUUAUUUCUUUCUUCUUUCUUUUUUCUUCCUUCUUUUUUCAUUUUUCUUUCUUAUUUCUUUUUUCUUCUUUCUUUCUUUCUUUCUUUCUUUCUUUCUUUCUUUCUUUCUUCUCUCUUUUCGUUCAUUCUUCUUCCUUUCCCCAUCCUUCUUUUUUUUUUAUUUUUCUUCUUUCUUUCUUUUUUCUUCCUUUUUCUUUCUUUUUUCUUUUUUUCUUUCUUUUUCUUUCUUUCUUUCUUUCUUUCUUUCUUUCUUUCUUCUCUCUUUUCGUUCAUUCUUCUUCCUUUCCCUUCCUUCUUUUUCUUUUUUUUCUUUUUUCUUUCUUCUUUCUUUCUUUCUUCUUUCUUUUUUUUCUUUCUUUUUUUUUCUUUUUUCUUCUUUCUUUUUUUCCUUCUUUUUUUCUUUCUUUCUUUUUUUCUUUCUUUCUUUUUCUUUCUAUUCUUUUCGUUCUUCUUCCUUUCCCUUCCUUCCUUUUUCCUUUCAUUUCUUUCUUCUUUUAUUUCUUUUUUCUUCUUUCCUUAUUUCUCCUUCCUUUUUCUUCUUCUUUUUUUCUUCUUUUUUCUUCUUUCUUCUUUCUUCUUUCUUUUUUCCUUCUUUUUCCUUCUUUGUUUUCUUUCAUUCUUUUUUCUUUCUUUCUUCUCUCUUUUCUUCUUUUUUUCUUUUCCCCUUCUUUUUUUUCUUAUUUCUUUCUUCUUUAUUUCUUUUUUCUUCCUUCCUUUUUCAUUUUUCUUUGCUUCUUUUUCUUUCUUUCUUCUUUCUCUCUCUUCGUCUCUCUCUUUUUUGUUCCUUCUUCUUCCUUUUUUCCUUCUUUUCCCUUUCUUUCUUCUUUCUUUUUUCUUCCUUCUUUUUUCAUUUUUCUUUCUUACUUCUUUUUUCUUCUUUCUUUCUUUCUUUCUUUCUUUCUUUUCUUCUCUUUUUCGUUCAUUCUUCUUUUUCCUUUCCCCCUUUUUUCCUUUUUCCUUUUCUUUCUUUUCUUCCUUUUUUUUUUUUUCUUUUCUUUCUUUUCUUUCUUUCUUUCUUUCUUUCUUUCUUUUUUCUUUUCUUUUCUUUUCUUCUCUUUCUUUCAUUCUUCUUCCUUUCCCUUCCUUGCUUUCCUUAUUUCUUUCUUUCUUUCUUUUUUUUCUUUUUUUUUUCAUUUUUCUUUCUUACUUCUUUUUCUUUCUUCUUUCUUUUUUUUUCUUUCUUUCUUUCUUUCUUUUUCUUUUUUUUUUCUUCUUUCUUCCUUUUUCCUUCCUUCUUUUUUCCUUUUUCUUUUUUCUUCUCUUUUUUUUUUCAUUUUUUCUUUCUUUCUUCUUCUUCUUUUCGUUCAUUCUUCUCUUUCUUCCCUUCCUUCUUUUUUCCUUAUCCUCUCUUUUCAUUCAUUCUUCUUCCAUUUCCCUUCCUCCCCCUUGUUCUUUCCUUUCCCAUUUCUUCCUUCUUUUUUUUUCUUUUUUUUUACUUAUUUCUUUUUUCUUCCUUUCUUUUUUCUUUUCUUCGUUACUUUUUCUUUUCCCUUCCUUCUUUUUCCUUAUUUCUUUUUUUUCUUCUUUUCUUUUUCUUCCUUCUUUUUUCAUUUUUUUCUUUCUUCUUUAUCUCUCUUUUUUUCUUUCUUUCUUUUCUUCACACCCUUAUUCUUUUCUUCUAUUUCUUUUUUCUUUUUCUUUUCUUUCUGUUCUUCUCUUCCUUCUUUAUUUUUUCCUUUCUUUUACUGUUUUUCCUUUUUCUUUCUUUUCUUUUCUUUCUUUCUUUCUUUCUUUCCUUCAUGCCUUUUUCUUCUUUUUGCUCUUCUUCUUUCUUUUUCUCUUUCUUUCUUUCUUUCUUCCUUCCUUCCUUCCUUUCUUAUUUUCAUGAUUUUUUCUGUUCCUCUCAUUUUUUUUCUUUCUUUCUUUUUUCUUUCUUUCUUACACUCUUUCUUUGUUUCUUUUUUCUUUCUUUUCUUUAUCUUCUUUGCCCCUUUUUUUUUUUUUUCCCCCUUCCCUUCCUUUUUGGGAAAAUUUUCCCCCUUUCCUUUAAAAACCCCCCCCGGGUUCCUUUUUUUUGGGGGGCCCCCCCCUUCCUUUUUUUUGGGAAAAAACCAAAAACCCCCUUUUUUUCCUUUUCCCCGGGGAAAAAACCCCUUUCCCUUUUUUUUUAA
This is a messenger RNA of Acanthosepion pharaonis, 3780 nucleotides long. The record is from the annotation of a GenBank genome assembly. Lineage: Eukaryota; Metazoa; Mollusca; Cephalopoda; Sepiida; Sepiidae.